CCCAUUUCCGUGGUAUUCGGAAUCUGCCUACGAAAGUAGUCUCAGUAAGAAUUAGACCCCCGAAAAGGAGCAGUGCUGGCAGCUUGUGGAUUUAGGGAGCGAAGUGUUACUGUUAUUGGGAGUGUUUAUACACACGAGGGUUUACAGACAGCAGGGCGGCAUUAAGGAGAUACGAGCAGUACCGGCCCCUACUGAAGAUGGCUGGUGCCACAGGGACACCAGGACAGUGAUUAUCGUUCGGUGGUGGCAUUUCGUCGAGUGGACAUAGCCGGGGAUUAUGGAUAACAGCGAGGAGAGGAACCGGGAUGCGGUGGAACAGACGAGCUUGUACAGUGGCGCCAUGGAGAGUCUGGCUGGCAGCAGGGAACUCAGCUCGCUUGGUUCAGAUUCUGAGCUCAACGGAUACGCUGGCGAUCUGAAAACCAACCGUUACGGCUUCGUUGGCGGCGCUCAGCAGGCGGAUGACUGUCCGGAUGAAGUGCCAGUGGAUGUUUUACGACAAAGGGAAUUAAAAUGGCUUGAAAUGUUUAGCAACUGGGACAAGUGGAUGGCAAAGAGACACAAAAAGGCAGAAGGAUUUGUUUCGAGUGUUGAAGGCUUAUACUUUACAUCGGCCAGAGGAGGGCUACUGCCAAGCCCAGGCCCCUAUUGCAGCUGUCUUACUGAUGCAUAUGCCUGCAGAGGAUGCAUUUUGGUGUCUGGUACAAAUCUGUGAAAAGUAUUUACCUGGAUAUUACAGCACUGGCUUGGAGGCUAUCCAGCUUGAUGGGGAGAUUCUCUUUUCGCUCCUGCGCAAAGUUUCACCUGUGGCCCAUAGACAUCUAAGCAAGUACAAAAUUGACCCCAUCCUUUACAUGACUGAAUGGUUUAUGUGUGCCUUUUCAAGAACUCUACCGUGGUCAUCAGUGCUCCGUGUUUGGGACAUUUUCUUUUGUGAAGGUGUGAAGACCAUAUUUCGAGUGGCUCUUGUGCUGCUAAAGCACAUGCUGGGCAGUGCUGAAAAACUGAAGACAUGCCAGGGGGAAUAUGAGACCAUUGACAAGCUAAAAACUAUUGACCCAAAGUAUAUGCAAGAAGGCUUCCUAAUACAGGAGAUAAUAGAGUUGCCCAUUGCAGAGAGAGAGAUUGAAAAGGAGCAUUUGAUUCAGUUGAAGAAAUGGAGGGAGACUCAUGGAGAGCUACUGUGUAGGCCUGCACCCAGAAUGCAUGGUGCAAAACCCAUCAGUGAUUCAGAGCCUCACAAAAAAAUUCAGAUUUCUCCCUCUAUAAUCUUGCCAAAAGUGGACAAUAUUGAAAAAAAAAAGCAAAACAAAGAAAGUAAACCGUUCCAGAAAGAAAUGGAGAAACAAAGACUCAAGGAGCAGAAGGAAAAGAGUAAAAAGAAAAAACAGAGUGCAGGGAAAAGUGACACAACAGCUAAUGGUGUUGUGAAAACAGAAACUGGAUCACAAUACCCUGUCAUCAGCAGUGGCGCUUCAGAAGCACCCCUUCUGCAAAAUGAACAGAUCUGGCAAUCCACUGAGAGCCUGAGUUCAGAACCAAGUGAACAAGACACUUAUUUGUAAUGCUUAAUGCGUGUUGUGGUAUGGGUAAUUACGAAAAAGGCUCUAGCAGUUCUGUUUUGCUAAACUGUUGCCAUUACACUGUUAAAGUAGGCACACUUAGGCGGUGACUGGCUGUGCCAGUGUCUAAAAUAUUUGAUUCCGAAGCUUUCUACAUGUGAAAACAUUCCUUUCAGUAUACAGUAAGUGCCAAUUUGAUUUCUAUGAAAAGCACCAGUCCAGUUUAAACCGUUUAUUAAAACAUGGUGCUUGUAACGAAUAUUUAGCAUCAGACCAAGAGCUGCAAACAGCGCUGUAACUUGGAGAGCUUUGACCAGUAGUACUGGCAUGCAUUCAGUUGCUUUGAUGUCGAGGAAGGGUAAACUGUCACAACACAUACACAGUCUGAGUCAUUUGCCAAGUCAUAUUAGCACUUAUGUGGCACAGCAAGUGCAAGUAGACCAGUUAUUUAUAGAAUUUCUUAAACACUGCUGAAGAUGUUAGUAUUUGGAAAUUCCUACUCCUUUCCAUGUCUUGCUUUUUCUUUGUCUUCCAGAACACUAAAGACCUGUUAUUUAGGAGAUUUUUUAAUGCAUUGCGUAAGGUAGCGUUCAUACCAAACAAGUCAGUAAAAUGUAUCUUUUUUUGAGGCAUUCCAGAUUGUGGGGUAUUGUUCCAUCAGUCUGUCAUACAGUUCUGUGCAUAUAUACACACAUUCAGUUCAGGUUUUGUGCCAUUUGGCAUUCUUUUGGGUGACUAAGAGAAACACCCUUUCCAUUUAUGUGGUUUGAACACCACUGCAAUGGAACUGGGUAAUUUUGGUUUUGGCCCUUUGCAGAAAGCUUCCUGGAAAUAUAUGUUGUGCAGUGUUUUCAUAUAUUUUUCAGAGAUAGUUACAGGGCUGAGCUGCAUAGCUUGUUCCUUAUACACUACAAAUUGCUUUGAAAAGUUUAGCAUUAGCUGUGCUUCCUCUUGAUUUUAUGGCGUUUGAUGGUUUUGUGGUUGAAGAACAUCACACCAUGAUUGCUGUUGACAUUUGACACUAAUUUCAUGCAGAACAAACUACAUCACAAAUCAAUGGUCAUUUUAUAUUUAACAAUCCCUUCCUUGCUGCAUAUUAAUUGUGUACUAAAUAGCUUUUACAGUAAAACCAUUUACUCCCGCAGCAUAAAUACUGUACUGGGCUUAGUACACUGUGCAUGUGUCUGUGGCAUACAGAGGCUGGUAAUAGCAGUGUUUUCUGUUUCUACCUACUGAAAUGUUUUUUUUUUU
Messenger RNA from Protopterus annectens (West African lungfish), 2813 nucleotides. It is a transcript of the gene TBC1D10A, whose product is annotated as TBC1 domain family member 10A. NCBI's taxonomy places the organism in Eukaryota, Metazoa, Chordata, Ceratodontiformes, Protopteridae. The record is from RefSeq and is a predicted model, not a curated record.